AUGCCUCAAGAGAUCACCAACGCCCCUCCCAUCAUAACCCCGCAGGGUGCCCAGUGCACGACAUGGACCCCCAUCCCGUUCUAUUCCAAGCUCGCUAUCCCCGAGCUCUUUGCCUUCCACUACGAGCAUAGCCCUGACCACCCUGUCUUCGGCUACCUUGACGAAGCCGACAACUACGUCGAGAUCAAGCACAAGGACGUCUACCCCGCCAUCCGUCGCGCAGCCAAGUUCGCCGUCGACAAUGUCCCUUUCACAGCCACCCGCGAGCAGCGUCCUAUCAUCGCCAUCCUAGCGCACUCAGACACCAUCACCUACGCAACACUGGUUCUCGGAGUCAUACUCGCUGGAUUCACGCCCUUCGCGGUGUCCGCACGCAACUCCCCCGCGGCCGUGGCGCACCUCGCCCGCCAGACGGGGGCCCGCGUCCUCUUCGUCAGCCCGGACCAGGAAUGCAGCGCCUCGCGACAGAGGCCACACGAUCAUGCGGUCGAGCUUCGCCUGAUGCCGACGUUCGAGCGUCUGUACGGCACGGAGGCCCAGAAGCACGGGCAGAUAGACAUGGCGCCGUUCGACAUGGAAGACACAGCGAUUAUUAUCCAUUCAUCUGGAUCUACCGCCUUCCCGAAGCCCAUCCGCAUCUCCCAGAAGCUAAUGGCGUUCUGGGCGCAGUCUAUGUGGUAUCAGCAGUAUGAUUUCUGUGGCAUUCGAUUCAGCACCCAGUCUCUUCCGAUGUUCCAUGUCAUGGGAUGGAUGAACUUGUCGUGGAUGCUUGGAGCGGGGUUCACGACGGUCAUGUUCCGCCCUACCUCGCCGCCCAUCAUGCCCACUCCAGAUGGUGUCAUGAAUACCCUCGUGAAAACGAAAUGCAGAGGGUUGGCUGUCGUGCCUGCAUUUAUUGAGGCGUGGUCCCGCGACCCGAAGACGCUGCCGACUUUACAGGAACUUGACUUUGUGAUCUAUGGCGGCGCUCCGCUCAACAAAGAUGUAGGACACGAGCUCGUGCACAAGAACGUCAAGAUUAUCUCGGGAUACGGCAUGACCGAAAUAGGGAGUGUUGCCCAGAGCUACCGCACCUCUCAGUACCCCGACGCUGCCCCCGGAUCUGCUAAUCCAGACUGGCAGUAUCUUGCCGUGUUGGAGCCUAUCAAGUACCACCGCGCGUAUGUUGAUGACACCCCGGGUGUGUUCGAGCUCGUCAUCGUCGAGUCUGACACGUGGGGGGCCUCGGUGUACAACACCACCGUCGACGGGAAGCGCGCUUUCAAGACGAACGACCUCUUCGAAGAGCACCCCUCGGACCCUCGGGCCUUCCGAUCUUCGGACGCGCGGACGAGCAGAUCAUGUUGUCUACAGGAGAAAAGGUCUGCUUUGUUUAUCUCAGCUUUGCAUCAACGGGAUCAUCAUCCAACCUGCCCCUGGGCACGCCUUGACCCUGCGGACGACUCUGCGCUCGAGGCGUUCCGCGCCUCCGUCUGGGACACUGUGGAGCGCGCGAACAAGCACGCUCCCGCACAUUCACGGCUGUUCAAGGAGCUCGUCAUCGUCACCCACCCCGACAAACCUUUCCAACUGUCUUCGAAGCGCCUUCCUCGGCGCCAGAUCUGCAUCGACGAUUACGCUGCCGAGAUCGAAGAAGCAUACCGUCGCGUUGCCGAGUCCUCACAGGCAGACAUCGAGCUCCCCAAAGACUGGACGACCUCCGGGGCCCGGCUCUGGCUCAGUGACGUCGUUGCAAAGGUCCUUGGACAUGCCGUUGGGAACGAUGACGACCUGUUCCAGCAGGGACUCGACAGGUGCCCUGCAGGGACCUGGAUCCGCAACACCGUCACUCACGCGCUUCAUACCUCGACCCCGUCCGCGGCUCACGCGGUCGUCCCUGCCAAUCUCGUGUAUGCUCAUCCGACCAUCACGGCUCUUGCAGAGGUCGUUUCGACCUUGGCGGCAGGGGAAGACGGAGUGCGCGAUCCUGCAGGAGAGCGCGCGGCCCGGACGGGGAAGAUGGGCGAACUUCUGACAAAGUACAGCGCGAAGUGGCCCCCGGCCCAGUGGACACCGCUCGAAGGAGCACCUCUUGGGGGAGAGCUGGAGGUGGCUCUCGUCACGGGGACGACGGGCCGGCUGGGCGAGGUGCGGAAGAUAUACGCGCUCAACCGCGGCGCGGCGGACAAAGCGAGGGGCAGGCAGACGGAUGCGUUCAAGACGUGGGGACUCGACUCCGCGCUUCUUGAGAGUGCGAUGGUCCAAGGCCGGAUCGUAUUCUACGAGGCGGACUUGACGCGGGGUGACCUCGGACUGGGCGCGGAAGUGUUGCAGGAGGUGAAGGACUCCGUGACCUCGGUAAUUCACAACGCGUGGCGCGUCGACUUCAACGUCUCUCUGCCGUCCUUCGAGCCCCUUAUCGCAGGCGCUCGUCACCUCCUCGACGUCGCGCUCGGGUCUUCUGUCCCAGGCGGACCUAAAGUCAUCUUCAUCAGCUCCAUCUCGGCUCUAAUCAACCAGGCCAUCGGUACUCCCGCGCAAGAGAGCCUCACGUACGGCCCAGAAAUCGCCGUCGGCCUGGGCUACGGCGAGAGCAAGUGGGUGACGGAACAGCUCCUCGGACGCGCGGCUACCGAGACGGGUCUGCGCACGAUAGUGGCCCGCGUCGGGCAGCUGAGUGGAGACCGCGCGGUGGGUGGAUGGGGCACGAAGGAGUGGGUGCCUGCGAUCGCGCGCCUCAGCCAGCUCGUCGGCUGUGCGCCGAUGAAGGAGGACACCGUCGCGUGGCUCCCGAUCGACGUCGCCGCGGCGUCCGUCCUCGAGUUCCUCACCGCACCGCAUCCCGAGCGCACCACGCCCGUGUACCACGUCACCGCGCCUUACCCGGUGAUGUGGGCGGACGUGCUCACGCCCAUGGCCGCGCGCCUCGGAGUGCCGCUCGUCCCCAGCGCGGAGUGGGUCGAGAAGGUGAAGGUGGACGCGAGCGCGCCAGGUCGGAAGCACGAGAGCGCGCACGAGCUCGUCGGCUUCUUCGAGGUCACGAUGGCCGGGCGCGAGACGCUCUUCGCGACGGAGCGCGCGGAGGCGGCGGCGCGCACGCUGCGGGAAAUGACGCCGUUGGGUGAGGCGGACGUGGAGCGGUGGCUGCGGUACUGGGCGGGGGUCGGGUUCUUGGAGGUGUGA
Molecule: messenger RNA, 3162 nt
Organism: Epithele typhae
Lineage: Eukaryota; Fungi; Basidiomycota; Agaricomycetes; Polyporales; Epitheliaceae
Product: acetyl-CoA synthetase-like protein
Exons: 18
Coding region: 1-3162 (1053 amino acids)
Source: RefSeq, a predicted model, not a curated record